Messenger RNA from Coregonus sp. 'balchen', 29884 nucleotides. NCBI's taxonomy places the organism in Eukaryota, Metazoa, Chordata, Actinopteri, Salmoniformes, Salmonidae. The record is from the annotation of a GenBank genome assembly.
AUGGCACUGCUAGCCAAUCAGCUGAUGGAUUCAGCCAAGGUUCUAAAUGGCAUCAAUGGGAGGGUGGACCACCUCCCACAGUUCCUGAGGGUCCAGAACCAGGGUCACAUGACCCAGGUCAACGCCACCCAGGAAGACACGCACAAGAACAGGAAGUAUCCGUGCCCACUGUGUGGCAAGCGCUUCCGCUUCAACAGCAUCCUGUCGCUGCACAUGCGCACGCACACGGGCGAGAAGCCCUUUAAGUGCCCUUACUGUGACCACAGGGCAGCGCAGAAGGGCAACCUCAAGAUCCACCUGCGCACUCACAAGCAGGGCAACCUUGGGAAAGGCCGUGGAUGGAUCAGAGAGGAGAACAGGCUGCUCCACGAGCUGGAGGAGAGGGCCAUCCUGAGGGACAGGCACAUCAGGGGAGGUAUAGGUGGUCUGACCCAGCCACCACCACCCCACAUCCCCCAUCCCCAGCUCCAGCAGCCCCAGCCUGCCUCUACCACCACCCAGCUCCCCUUGACUUGCACAGGCCCUGGCCCUGUGGAGACCCUUUCACUGCCGUCCGCCUCCCCCAAGAUGACCACCACAGGCCAGGAGGAUCACACCCAGGCUCAACCUUCCACAGGCUUCCGCUGCUCCUUCUGCAAAGGAAAGUUCAGGAAGCCGGAGGAGCUGGAGCGCCACAUCCGGAUCCUCCACAAGCCAUACAAGUGCACCCUGUGUGAGUUCGCGGCCUCCCAGGAGGAUGAGCUCAUCAGCCACGUGGAGACGGCCCACAUCACCUCAGAGUCGGCCCAGAGUCAGAGUCCCGCGGUGGGCAGCGAUCGGGGCGUGAAGCCACCUGGUGGGAAGUUCCCCUGCAAGGUGUGUGGUCAGACCUUCAGCCAGGCCUGGUUCCUCAAGGGACACAUGCGGAAGCACAAGGACUCGUUCGAGCACUGCUGCCAGAUCUGCAGCCGGCGCUUUAAAGAACCCUGGUUCCUCAAGAACCACAUGAAGGUCCACCUCAACAAGCCGUCUGCUAACACCAAGCAGCUCCCUGCUGACCCUCAGGUAUCUGUUAGCAUGGCUAGAGUAGCCCAGGAUACCCACUACACAAACCUCUACUCCCAGUACAUCUCAAGCCUCCACAGCAGGUUCCUCUCCGCAGAGAGAGAGGGCCAGUCGGAGUUCCAGCAGAUCCUUGCCACAGCAGGUAUCGGGAUGAAGGUGAAGGAGAUGUUGGGUAGGAUGCUGGCACCAGGACACGAUUCAAUGACGGAGGGGGAUAAUAAUCCCUCUUUGUUGGGCUUGAAUCAUCUGGUGCCGCCCCUGAGCUCCAGCAGCAUGGAGUAUCAACUACAAGCUCCUGCCAAUGAGAGAAACAACCUAAAAAGCUACCCAGGCUGGCAGAUCAUGGCAUCAGGACUGGCUGUAGAUCAGGUGGACCUAUACACAGCUAAAGAACAGCAGCAGGCCUACCAGGCUGGGCGGAGGGUGUCACAUGAGCGACGGGCAUCUGUGCGCGACCCAGAGACCCAGGCUAUUAAUAGGACUAGUAGCCCAGGACUGAGCCAUGUCUUGGAGGAGAGCUCCAUAGGACCAGGCCUCUCUCAGACCGGCAGUACCCAUGAUAAUAGCAGCCUACUCUCCUCAGUCUCAGGUACAUACAGUAGCUUGCGAAAGUAUUCACCCCCCUUGGCAUUUUUCCUAUUUUGUUGUCUUACAACCUGGAAUUCAAAUUGAUUUGUUUGGGGUUUGUAUCAUUUGAUUUACACAACAUACCUACCACUUUGCAAAUAUAAAUAAAAUACAAAAUAUUUUUUAUUGUGAAACAAACAAGAAAUAAGACAAAAAAACAGAAAAUGUGAGCGUGCAUAACUAUUCACCCCCCCAAAGUCAAUACUUUGUAGAGCCAACUUUUGCAGCAAUUACAGCUGCAAGUCUCUUGGGGUAUGUCUCUAUAAGCUUGGCACAUCUAGCCACUGGAAUUUUUGCCCAUUCUUCAAGGCAAAACUGCUCCAGCUCCAUCAAGUUGGAUGGGUUCCGCUGGUGUACAGCAAUCUUUAAGUCAUACCACAGAUUCUCAAUUGGAUUGAGGUCUGGGCUUUGACUAAGCCAUUCCAAGACAUUUAAAUGUUUCCCCUUAAACCACUCGAGUGUUGCUUUAGCAGUAUGCUUAGGGUCAUUGUCCUGCUGGAAGGUGAACCUCCGUCCCAGUCUCAAAUCUCUGGAAGACUGAAACAGGUUUCCCUCAAUAAUUUCCCUGUAUUUAGCGCCAUCCAUCAUUCCUUAAAUUCUGACCAGUUUCCCAGUCCCUGCCAAUGAAAAACAUCCCCACAGCAUGAUGCUGCCACCACCAUGCUUUACUGUGGGGAUGGUGUUCACGGGGUGAUGAGAGGUGUUGAGUUUGCGCCAGACAUAGCGUUUUCCUUGAUGGCCAAAAAGCUCAAUUUUUGUCUCAUCUGACCAGAGUACCUUCUUCCAUAUGUUUGGGGAGUCUCCCACAUGCAUUUUGGCGAACACCAAACGUGUUUGCUUAUUUUUUUCUUUAAGCAAUGGCUUUUUUCUGCUCCUUCAGGAUUAUCUUUGGUGUCUUUGUUGCCUCUCUGAUUAAUGCCCUCCUUGCCUGGUCCGUGAGUUUUGGUGGGCGGCCCUCUCUUGGCAGGUUUGUUGUGGUGCCAUAUUCUUUCCAUUUUUUUAUAAUGGAUUUAAUGGUGCUCCGUGGGAUGUUCAAAGCUUCUGAUAUUUUUCUAUAACCCAACCCUGAUCUGUACUUCUUCACAACUUUGUCCCUGACCUGUUUGGAGAGCUCCUUGGUCUUCAUGGUGCUGCUGGCUUGGUGGUGCCCCUUGCUUAGUGGUGUUGCAGACUCUGGGGCCUUUCAGAACAGGUAUACUGAGAUCAUGUGACACUUAGAUUGCACACAGGUGGACUUUAUUUAACUAAAUAUGUGACUUCUGAAGGUAAUUGGUUGCACCAGAUCUUAUUUAGGGGCUUCAUAGCAAAGGGGGAGAAUACAUAUGCACGCACCACUUUUCCAUUAUUUAUUUUGUAUAAUUUUUUGAAAAAAGUUAUUUUUUUCAUUUCACUUCAGCAAUUUGGUCUAUUUUGUGUAUGUCCAUUACAUGAAAUCCAAAUAAAAAUCAAUUUAAAUUACAGGUUGUAAUGCAACAAUAUAGGUAAAACGCCAAGGGGGAUGAAUACUUUUGCAAGGCACUGCAACUGUCUUUCCUUACAACUCAAUGGUUGCAGAUUGUUUUAGACAUUGUUGUUUCCAGUUUUCUCAAUUAUUUGUCAUAGGUUCAUCUGCUAUAUGUAUUCUAUAUUCUAUGGUCAAUAUUUUACAGUAAUUGAUGUAUCCUCAGAUCCAGGGUCAAGUUCAAAUGGAUGACCAGCACAUGAUGACUUGGGCACAUUUAUAUAGAUAGGAUGUUUAAGAACUUCCAUAAAUAUGCCAUAAGUUUCAGAUGUAUACCAUUUGCUAUCCCUCCCAUGCAUAGACUAGAAUGGAAUGCAACUGCGCUGUUCCAUCAGGAGAUAAAACAAUGCCUUUGGCUAAACUUAACUAAUGUACUCAGGUGGACUUGUCUUGAAGCACAGGGUCAGUACAUCAGCAUAUCCAAGCAACAAAUAUAAUCGGUAAUGACAAGGCCUUUCUUUUCUUAUUAACUUUAAUGCUGUCAUGUUGAAUGCUACAGAUAAUUAGCCUCCACUAUUUUAUAUCAGUCCCAUCCCCACCCCAACCCUUGCCUUGCCUAUGGGGCACAAUAUGUUAAUGCAUUCCAUCUGGUGUUUUUAAUUAUUUGAUAUAUACCACCUGGUAUUUUUAUUGAUAGUCUCCUGUUCCACCUGGUGAUUUUGAUGAUUUGACUCCAUGGGCGCAUGCUUUUCUUGUCAUGGCAUCCUGUUAAGUUACACAUUGUCUGGAUUCUAAAUAGCUGCCCCACAUGAAAAAAUACUAAAUUUUACUAUAGAAUACUACAGUACUUACUAUAAAAUUAUAUAGUAAACUGUAGUAUACUGUAGAAUGCUAUUCUCCACACAGUAGUUUCCCUCGAUCAUGUGUAGUACUUACUAUAUAAUGUUGUAGUAUACUGUAUACUGCAGUAUUAUCAGCAAUAAAACACUGUAGUAAAUACUACAGUAAUGUCCGCAAAAACACUACACUUUUUAAACUAUAGUAAAUACUACAGUAUACAAUUUGCAUAUACUCUGCCCAUUCCCCUCCCCCAUAUUUCAGUUUGUGCCACCCAUAAGUGAGAAACCUACAUGCCAAGUAUAGACCAUAUAUUGUGUUCCCUACAAGUCAUAGAAAAGAGCAAAAGCUCUGAACUAUCCGUUCAGACUCCAGUCCUACCUACAGUGCAUUCGGAAAGUAUUCAGACCCCUUUACUUUUUCCACAUUUUGUUAUGUUGCAAUCUUAUUCUAAAAUGGAUUAAAUAAUGUUUCCCCCUCAUCAAUCUACACACAAUACCACAUAAUGACAAAACAAAAACAGCUUUAUAGAAAUUUUAAAUACAUUAGUUUCUACAACUUGAUUGGAGUCCACCUGUGGUAAAUUCAGUUGAUUGGACAUGAUUUGGAAAGGCACACACCUGUAUAUAUAAGGUCCCACAGCAAAAACCAAGCCAUGAGGUUGAAGGAAUUGUCUGUAGAGUGCCGAGACAGGAUUGUGUCGAGGCACAGAUCAGCGGCAGGGACUGGGAGACUAGUCAGGAUCAAGGGAAAGAUGACCGGAGCAAAGUACAGAGAGAUCCUUGAUGAAAACCUGCUCCAGAGCGCUCAGGACCUCAGACUGGGGCCAAGGUUCAACUUCCAACAGGACAACAACCCUAAGCACACAGCCAAGACAACACAGGAGUGGCUUCGGGACAAGUCUCUGAAUAUCCUUGAGUGGCCCAGCCAGAGCCCGGACUUGAACCCGAUCAAACAUCUCUGGAGAGACCUGAAAAUAGCUGUGCAGCGACGCUCCCCAUCUAACUUGACAGAGCUUAAGAGGAUCUGCAGAGAAGAAUGGGAGAAACUCCCCAAAUACAGAUGUGCCAAGCUUGUAGCGUCAGACCCAAGAAGACUAGAGGCUGUAAUCGCUGCCAAAGGUGCUUCAACAAAGUACUGAAUAAAGGGUCUGAAUACUUAUGUAAAUGUAAUAUUUCAGUUGUUUUAAUUUGUUUUUUGUGCAAACAUUUCUAGACCUGUUUUUGCUUUGUCAUUAUGUGGUAUUGUGUGUAGAUUGAUGAGGGGAAAAAAACAAUUUAAUCAAUUUUAGAAUAAGGCUGUAACGUAACAAAAUGUGGAAAAAGACAAGGGGUCUGAAUACUUUCCGAAUGCACUACCUACCUAUAGAUUAUGUAAAAAAAUAUAUUUGAGUAUUUCUCCAGUAGGUUUCCUGAAGGAGAAAGCCUCCAUUUCUAUGUCAAAGAUAAUAAAACAAACCCUAUAGUAAAUACUACAGUCUGCAAAAAUACUACAGUAUAGUAUAUUUCGCAAAAGCACUACAGUAAAUACUACAGUAUACUUCAAUCUGCAAAAACACUACAUUAAUUACUAUAGUAUAUACUACAGUUUUCUUUUACUAUAGUAUUUAUGCUAUAGUUAACUAUAAAUAAUACAGUAUACUACAGUAAAUACUACAGUAUUCACUGUAGUGUUUUUGCGGACCUUUAGCUUAAAGCAUAAAGCUUUACUCCUAUCCUCCCUAGCUUAGAAUUUUGGAUCUUCCACAGACCUGGGUUAAAAUACUAUUUGAAAUUCUUUAAAAUACUUUAGCUGUUCUCAGUUGAGAUCUCUUGUUGCAAUGGAACCAAUAGAAAAGUGCAAACUCCCAACAGGCACAGGAGCACUCUAGGCAGACUAAAGCAAACACUCAAAGUAUUGGAAAGAUUUCAAAUAGUAUUUGAACCCAGGUUUGAUGUUCUAGCAGGCUUGGUGAGAGUCAGCGUCUCUGACAUGGUUUUGGAGGAUUUGAUCCACCGUGAAGAAUAGAUAAAUGGAUCUGGUCUAAUCUUGUUAAAUGUUUUGUUGACAUAUUGUCUACUCAUACUUGUAUUUACAUGUUUAUACCAGCAUUUUAAGGUUAAUCCUGCGCAGCCCUUUACAAAACAGCUACAAUCAUUGGUACUUUUCAGCUUCUCCUGCAUCCCCAGUCCCCAGCCCAUUUAACCAGCCGAUACUGCAGGACUAGGUUUGUAAAAGCUAGCUGAGAAUGAAUCGGAUGAAUUCUGGGCUGCCACGUUCGGUAUCAGAGUGUAAUUUGAGUCGAUAUUAAGCAUGGAAACUAAUUCAUUUUAAAGGUCAGGCGUCAGUGCUUCUUUAAAUGAUGGAUCCCAGCUCGCCUCUCCUCCUCUUGUUCCUGUGUAAUGGAGGACUCGCUCAGGGGAUUAAGCACUGCAUUGUUUUGCUCUGACAGUAUAGCCCAGAGACCUCUGCAGCUGCUCUCCACAACAGAUUCAUUAACACAAUCGCACUCUGCUGGCCCUGGCUCAACACACAGGUCUGCUGCGGGACAGAUAGGUAAAUCCUACACAUAUGGAGAAUGUACAGGCACUAAGUGCAAGUCUUGAUGAGGGGCUUUAGGAAUGGGAUAAGUUUACUGCGCCUGUAUUACAGGGGCAGGAGUAGUUCUAACUCAGGAGAUGGUGAGGAAUUACCAUUGUUGCCAGAUGUUUCAGUUUGAGACACAUUGAUUAGGCCUGAACAAGUGGCUGAUUUUAUUCCUAUCCAAACAGCUGUAGUCAUUAAGUUAUUAUAUUUAUGUUUCCAGUAUUGAUAGUGACUACAGUUGUCAGAGUUAGUGACUGCUCUGCUACAUUUUAGUCAUUUGGUAGACACUCUUAUCCAGAGCGACUUACAUACAGUUGAAGUCGGAAGUUUACAUACACCUUAGCCAAAUACAUUUAAACUCUGUUUUUCACAAUUCCUGACAUUUAAUCCUAGUAAAAAUUCCCUGUCUUAGGUCAGUUAGGAUCACCACUUUAUUUUAAGAAUGUGAAAUGUCAUAAUAAUAGUAGAGAGAAUGAUUUAUUUAAGCUUUUAUUUCUUUCAUUACAUUCCCAGUGGGUCAGAAGUGUACAUACACUCAAUUAGUAUUUGGUAGCAUUGCCUUUAAAUUGUUUAACUUGGGUCAAACGUUUCGGGUAGCCUUCCACAAGCUUCCUACAAUAAGUUGGGUGAAUAUUGGCCCAUUCCUCCUGACAGAGCUGGUGUAACUGAGUCAGGUUUGUAGGCCUCCUUGCUCGCACAUGCUUCUUCAGUUCUGCCCACAAAUGUUCUAUAGGAUUGAGGUCAGGGCUUUGUGAUGGCCACUCCAAUACCUUGACUUUUGUCACGGAUACGGCCGAGGCUGCCCCUCCUCCUCGUUCGGGCAGGCUUCGGCGGUCGUCGUCACCGGAGUACUAGCUGCCACCGAUCGAUGUUUCUGUGUCUCACUAGUUCUGUCUGUAUUGUUCACACCUGUUACCCAUUAGGCUUAUUAGUUUCCCUAUAUUACCUCUGUUUUCCCUCCUGAGUGUGUGCGUGAUUGUUCUUGUUACGUCGUCUGUUGAGCUGUUGUUUUUGCUCUUCCCUGCGUGGAGGGUUUGCAUUAUUUACUUGGAGUCGAGUAAAGCCAUUAAUUCUCAGUUCUGUGUCCUGCGCCUGAUUCCGUUUCCCCACUGCACCCAGACGCUGACAGAAUCACGCACCCGUUAUGGAGUCAGCAGGCACGCCCGAUCCCAGCGCUUCGGUGGAGGAACGCAUCCACCAGCAUGCGACCAUACUGCAGCGACUAUGCUCGGCUCUGGAUCAAGUGAUCCACACCAUGGAUCGAUGGGAGAGAGUUGGGUUUUCUACACCUCCUCUUUCGCCGAAUUCUCUUCCAUCAGGAUCCUCAACCCCUGGGUCCAGUGGUCUUCGGUUCUCGCUCCCGAGGGAAUACGAUGGGAUAGCUGCCGGGUGUAAGGGUUUCCUGCUCCAGGUGGAACUUUACCUGGCCACCAUCCACCCGGCUCCCUCGGGAUACGAGAGCGUGUCCGCCCUCAUCUCCUGUCUGUCGGGCAGAGCCCUGGAAUGGGCCAACGCGGAGUGGGGUGGAAUAGACGCUGAGUCCGUUCGCUAUGAGGAUUUUACCCGCCGUUUCCGGGCAGUAUUCGAUCAUCCGCCUGAGGGGAGAGCGGCGGGGGAGCGGCGGGGGAGCGGCGGGGGAGCGGCGGGGGAGCGUCUGUUUCACCUCAGUCAGGGAAGGAGGAGCGCACAGGAAUACGCCCUGGAUUUCAGGACACUGGCAGCCAGCGCGGGAUGGAACGAGAGGGCCCUGAUUGAUCACUACCGAUGCAGUCUACGGGAGGACGUUCGUCGGGAGCUGGCCUGCAGGGACACUAAUCUUAACCUGGACCAGCUGGUAGAUUUAUCGAUCUGGCUGGAUAACCUGUUGGCUACCCGCGGACGUCCAGAUCAGGGUCCGUCCAGUCCAUCCCACAGCACUUCCGAGUCCACACCUAUGGAGCUUGGAAGUGCUGAUGCGGAGAGGCCGAGCAAGGGGGUGGUCUCCUGCACCAACUGUGGCCGCAGAGGACACACUGCGGGCUGGUGCAGGAGAAGACCCUCAUGGAAUCGAGGCAGCAGGCAGGGUUCUGGGGGAUCAUCUCAGGUGAGUAGGCACCCAACUCACCCAGAGCUCCCUGUUGCUCACAUGAUGAUUAAUGUUAUUUUCCCUGAGUUUUCCCCACAUUCCCAGCAUAGGGCGCUCGUAGAUUCCGGCGCAGCUGGGGAUUUUAUGGACAGAUUGGUUGCGCAUAGAUUAGGGAUUCCUAUAUUGCCGUUAGAUGUGCCCUUCCCCAUACGUGCCCUAGAUAGUCGCCCAUUAGGGUCAGGUAUGGUUAGGGAGGUCACAGCUCCACUUCGGAUGGAGACACAGGGGGAUCAUGAAGAGAGAAUUAGUCUCUUCCUCAUUGAUACCACUGCUUUUCCCGUGGUGCUGGGCCUUCCCUGGCUAGCCGUGUUCGUGCCGUGAAAGGAGGGGUUCUUCUUUGUCUGAAAGCAAUGGCUAGCUAGUUUGCUAACUAUUCUAGCUAACUAACUGGCUGAAUAAGUUGACGACGGACUCGCUCAAGCUGUCGGGACUAACCCACAACGUUAGACACGGACACGAACGAUCUGCUUGCGUGUUGAUACACUGGUGGUUUGUUGUGGCAGAGUAUUGGCGCUAAACCGUGUUGCUGGAGUCCGGCAUGCUAGCUGGCUGUGGCGUCAUAUGACUUGAUGCCCGGACGAUUUUCACGGAAUAAUACUGCACCUAGUUAACUAGCUGAAUAAACUGAGUUAGUCUAUUCCUAGAAACAUUGAACCGCUGUAGUUUACAACAAUUAUAGUUUCUGAGGUGGAAGUUGGGAGAGUUAUAUUUGGGAGUUGUGCUGAGGGAGGCCCCGCUCUCUCCUUUCCCAGAUGUUUAGUUCAUUUUAUUCCGAUCUCCUCUGCAUUAUUGUAGCCAUUUGCUGCAGCCUGUCAACUAUGCCUCUGCCUAUCCCUGUUCUCUCCUCUCCGCACAGGCUACACAAACGCCUCACACCGCGUGGCUGCUGCCUCUCUAACCUGGUGGUCCCUGCACGCACCACCCACCUGGAGUUCCAGGUCUCAGGCAGCCUCUGGAACUGCCGUUCUGCUGCCAACAAGGCAGACUUCAUCCCAGCCUAUGCUACCCUCCAGUCCCUCGACUUCUUGGCGCUGACGGAAACAUGGAUUACCACUGAAAACACUGCUACUCCUACUGCUCUCUCCUCGUCUGACCAUGUGUUCUCGCAUACCCCGAGAGCAUCUGGUCAGCGGCGUGGUGGCACAGGAAUCCUCAUCUCGCCCAAGUGGACAUUCUCAAUUUUUCCCCUAACCCAUCUGUCUAUCUCCUCAUUUGAAUUCCAUGCUGUCACAGUCACUAGCCCAUUUAAGCUUAAUAUCCUUGUCAUCUAUCGCCCUCCAGGUUCCCUUGGAGAGUUCAUCAAUGAGCUUGACGCCUUGAUAAGUUCCUUUCCAGAGGAUGGCUCACCCCUCACAGUUCUGGGGGAUUUCAACCUCCCUACGUCUACAUUUGACUCAUUUCUCUCUGCCUCCUUCUUUCCACUCCUCUCCUCUUUUGACCUCACCCUCUCACCGUCCCCCCCUACUCACAAGGCAGGCAAUACGCUUGACCUCAUCUUUACUAGAUGCUGUUCUUCUACUAAUCUCACUGCAACUCCCCUCCAUGUCUCCGACCACUACUUUGUAUCCUUUUCUCUCUCGCUCUCCUCCAACACUACUCACUCUGCCCCUACACAGAUGGUAAUGCGCCGUCGCAACCUUCGCUCUCUCUCUCCCACUACUCUCUCCUCUUCCAUCCUAUCAUCUCUUCCCUCUGCUCAAUCCUUCUCCCUCCAAUCUCCUGAUUCUGCCUCCUCAACCCUCCUCUCCUCCCUUUCUGCAUCCUUUGACUCUCUAUGUCCCCUAUCCUCCCGGCCGGCUCGGUCCUCCCCUCCAGCUCCGUGGCUUGAUGACUCAUUGCGAGCUCACAGAACAGAGCUCCGGGCAGCUGAGCGGAAAUGGAAGAAAACUAGACUCCCUGCGGACCUGGCAUCUUUUCACUCCCUCCUCUCUACAUUUUCUUCAUCAGUUUCUGCUGCUAAGGCCACUUUCUACCACGCUAAAUUCCAAGCAUCUGCCUCUAACCCUAGGAAGCUCUUUGCCACAUUCUCCUCCCUGCUGAAUCCCCCCCCCUCCCUCUCUGUGGAUGACUUCGUCAACCACUUUGAAAAGAAGGUUGACGACAUCCGAUCCUCGUUUUUUGUUAAGUCAAAUGACACUGCUGGUCCUGCUCACACUGCCCUACCCUAUGCUUUGACUUCUUUCUCCCCUCUCUCUCCAGAUAAAAUCUUGCGACUUGUGACUGCAGGCCGCCCAACAACCUGCCCGCUUGACCCUAUCCCCUCCUCUCUUCUCCAGACCAUCUCCGGUGACCUUCUCCCCUACCUCACCUCGCUGAUCAACUCAUCCUUGACCGCUGGCUAUGUCCCUUCCGUCUUCAAGAGAGCGAGAGUUGCACCCCUUCUCAAAAAACCAACACUCGAUCCCUCUGAUGUCAACAACUACAGACCAGUAUCCCUUCUUUCUUUUCUCUCCAAAACUAUUGAGCGUGCCGUCUUUAGCCAACUCUCUUGCUAUCUCUCUCAGAAUGACCUUCUUGAUCCAAACCAGUCAGGUUUCAAGACUGGUCAUUCAACUGAGACUGCUCUUCUCUGUGUCACGGAGGCUCUCCGCACUGCUAAAGCUAACUCUCUCUCCUCUGCUCUUGUCCUUCUAGACCUGUCUGCUGCCUUUGAUACUGUGAACCAUCAGAUCCUCCUCUCCACCCUCUCCGAGCUGGGCAUCUCCGGCGCGGCUCACUCUUGGAUUGCGUCCUACCUGACCGGUCGCUCCUACCAAAUGGCGUGGCGAGAAGCUGUCUCCGCACCACGUGCUCUCACCACUGGUGUCCCCCAGGGCUCAGUUCUAGGCCCUCUCCUAUUCUCGCUAUACACCAAGUCACUUGGCUCUGUCAUAUCCUCACAUGGCCUCUCCUAUCAUUGCUACGCUGACGACACACAACUAAUCUUCUCCUUUCCCCCUUCUGAUAACCAGGUGGCGAAUCGCAUCUCUGCAUGUCUGGCAGACAUAUCAGUAUGGAUGACGGAUCACCACCUCAAGCUGAACCUUGGCAAGACAGAGCUGCUCUUCCUCCCGGGGAAGGACUGCCUGUUCCAUGAUCUCGCCAUCACGGUUGACAACUCCGUUGUGUCCUCCUCCCAGAGUGCGAAGAGCCUUUGCGUGACCCUGGACAACACCCUGUCGUUCUCCGCUAACAUCAAGGCGGUGACCCGAUCCUGUAGGUUCAUGCUCUACAACGUUCGGAGAGUACGACCCUGCCUUACACAGGAAGCGGCACAGGUCCUAAUCCAGGCACUUGUCAUCUCCCGUCUGGAUUACUGCAACUCGCUGUUGGCUGGGCUCCCUGCCUGUGCCAUUAAACCCCUACAACUCAUCCAGAAUGCCGCAGCCCGUCUGGUGUUCAACCUUCCCAAGUUCUCUCACGUCACCCCCCUCCUCCGCACACUCCACUGGCUUCCAGUUGAAGCUCGCAUCUGUUACAAGACCAUGGUGCUUGCCUAUGGAGCUGUGAGGGGAACGGCACCUCCGUACCUUCAGGCUCUGAUCAGUCCCUACACCCAAACGAGGGCAUUGCGUUCAUCCACCUCUGGCCUGCUGGCUCCCCUUCCUCUGCGGAAGCAUAGUUCCCGCUCAACCCAGUCAAAACUGUUCGCUGCUCUGGCACCCCAAUGGUGGAACAAGCUCCCUCACGACGCCAGGACAGCGGAGUCACUCACCACCUUCCGGAGACAUUUGAAACCCCACCUCUUUAAGGAAUACCUUGGAUAGGAUAAAGUAAUCCUUCUACCCCUCCCCUAUCCCAACCCACCCCCCCCCCCCCCCCUUGAGGGGGCUAAACACCCUUUUCUCAUUUUGACUGACCACCGCAAUCUGGAGUACAUUCGGGCAGCGAGGAGACUGAAUCCUCAUCAGGCAAGGUGGGCCAUGUUUUUCACGCGUUUUGUGUUCACCCUAUCGUAUAGACCAGGUUCCCAGAAUGCUAAGGCAGACGCUCUGUCCCGGCUAUAUGACUCAGAGGAUCGGACCAGGGAGCCUACUCCCAUACUUCCGGCUUCCUGUCUGGUGGCGCCGGUGGUAUGGGAGGUUGACACGGACAUCGAGCGGGCAUUACGGAGCCCACUCCCCCCCAGUGUCCAGUGGGUCGUGCGUACGUUCCGUCCGAGGUUCGCGAUCGUUUGAUUUAUUGGGCUCACACGUCACCUGCUUCUGGCCAUCCUGGCAUUGGUCGGACAGUGCGCUGUCUUAGUGGGAAGUACUGGUGGCCCACCUUAGCUCAGGACGUGAGGGUUUAUGUUUCUUCCUGUUCGGUGUGCGCUCAGUGCAAGGCACCUAGACACCUGCCCAGAGGUAUAUUACAACCUCUCCCCGUUCCACAGCGGCCGUGGUCACACCUAUCGGUGGACUUUGUUACAGAUCUUCCUCCGUCACAGGGUAACACCACGAUCCUGGUUGUUGUGGAUCGGUUUUCUAAGUCCUGUCGUCUCAUUCCUUUGCCCGGUCUCCCUACUGCCCUACAGACCGCAGAGGCCCUGUUUACACACGUCUUCCGGCACUACGGGGUGCCUGAGGAUAUAGUGUCUGAUCGGGGUCCCCAGUUCACAUCGAGGGUCUGGAAGGUGUUUAUGGACCAUCUGGGGGUCUCGGUCAGCCUGACCUCAGGUUUUCACCCCGAGAGUAAUGGGCAGGUGGAAAGAGUAAACCAGGAUGUGGGUAGGUUUCUGAGGUCGUAUUGCCAGGACCGGCAGGGGGAUUGGUCAGUUUACAUCCCCUAGGCCGAAAUGGCUCAAAAUUCCCUCCGCCACUCCUCCACUGACCUGUCUCCCUUUCAGUGUGUACUAGGUUACCAGCCGGUCCUGGCACCGUGGCAUCAGAGCCAGAUCGAGGCUCCUACGGUGGAUGAAUGGUUUCGGCGCUCGGAGGAGACAUGGAACGCUGCCCAUGUACGCCUGCAAAGGGCGAUUAGGAGACAGAAGGCGAGUGCCGACCGCCACCGCAGUGAGGCUCCGGUUUAUGCACCGGGGGACCGGAUCUGGCUCUCGACCCGAAACCUGCCCCUUCGCCUGCCCUGCCGGAAACUGGGUCGGCGGUUUGUGGGGCCCUUUAAAGUCCUGAGGAGGUUGAACGAGGUUUGUUAUAGGUUACAGCUCCCCCCUGAUUACAGUAUUAACCCCUCGUUCCAUGUGUCUCUCCUCAGGCCGGUGGUAGCUGGUCCGCUCCAGGAGUCCGAGGUGCGGGAGGUUCCUCCGCCCCCAUUAGACAUUGAGGGGGCACCGGCGUACUCGGUCCGUUCCAUCAUGGAUUCGAGGCGUCGGGUUGGAGGCCUGCAGUAUCUCGUGGAGUGGGAGGGGUACGGUCCGGAGGAACGGAGCUGGGUUCCCAGGAGGGACAUCCUCGAUCCCUCCUUGUUAAGGGAGUUCCAUCGUCGUCAUCCGACUCGCCCUGCUCCGCGUCCUCCUGGCCGUCCCCGAGGCCGGUGUCGACGCACGGCUGGAGCCGCGCGUCGGGGGGGGGGGGGGGGGGUACUGUCACGGAUACGGCCGAGGCUGCCCCUCCUCCUCGUUCGGGCAGGCUUCGGCGGUCGUCGUCACCGGAGUACUAGCUGCCACCGAUCGAUGUUUCUGUGUCUCACUAGUUCUGUCUGUAUUGUUCACACCUGUUACCCAUUAGGCUUAUUAGUUUCCCUAUAUUACCUCUGUUUUCCCUCCUGAGUGUGUGCGUGAUUGUUCUUGUUACGUCGUCUGUUGAGCUGUUGUUUUUGCUCUUCCCUGCGUGGAGGGUUUGCAUUAUUUACUUGGAGUCGAGUAAAGCCAUUAAUUCUCAGUUCUGUGUCCUGCGCCUGAUUCUGUUUCCCCACUGCACCCAGACGCUGACAACUUUGUUGUCUUUAAGCCAUUUUGCCACAACUUUGGAAGUAUGCUUGGGGUAAUUGUCCAUUUGGAAGACCCAUUUGCGACCAAGCUUUAACUUCCUGACUAAUGUCUUGAGAUGUUGCUUCAAUAUAUCUACAUAAUUUUCAUUCCUCAUGAUGCCAUCUAUUUUGUGAAGUGCACCAGACCCUCCUGCAGCAAAGCACCCCCACAGCAUGAUGCUGCCACCCCUGUGCUUCACGGUUGGGAUGGUGUUCUUCGGCUUGCAAGCUACCCCCUUUUUCCUCCAUUAUGGCCAAACAGUUCUAUUUUUGUUUCAUCAGACCAAAAAAUAAGAUAUUUGGCCCCAUGUGCAGUUGCAAACCGUAUUCUGGCUUUUUAUGGUGGUUUUGGAGCAGUGGCUUCUUCCUUGCUGAGCGGCCUUUCAGGUUAUGUCGAUAUAGGACUCGUUUUACUGUGGAUAUAGAUAAUUUUGUACCUGUUUCCUCCAGCAUCUUCACAAGGUCCUUUGCUGUUGUUCUGGGAUUGAUUUGCACUUUUCGCACCAAAGUACGUUCAUCUCUAGGAGACAGAACACGUCUCCUUCCUGAGCAGUAUGACGACUGCGUGGUCCCAUGGUGUUUAUACUUGCGUACUAUGGUUUGUACAGAUGAACGUGGUACCUUCAGGUGUUUGGAAAUUGCUCCCAAGAAUGAACCAGACUUGUGGAGGUCUACAAUUUUUUUUCUGAGGUCUUGGCUGAUUUAUUUUGAUUUUCCCAUGAUGUCAAGCAAAGAGGCACUGAGUUUGAAGGUAGGACUUGAAAUACAUCCACAAGUACACCUCCAAUUGACUCAAAUGAUGUCAAUUAGCCUAUCAGAAGCUUCUAAAGCCAUGACAUCAUUUUCUGGAAUUUUCCAAGCUGUUUUAAAGGCACAGUCAACUUAGUGUAUGUAAACUUCUGACCCACUGGAAUUGCCAUACAGUGAAUUAUAAGUGAAAUAAUCUGUCUUGAAACAAUUGUUGGAAAAAUUACUUGUGUCAUGCACAAAGUAGAUGUCCUAACCGACUUGCCAAAACUAUAGUUUGUUAACAAGAAAUUUGUGGAGUGGUUGAAAAACGAGUUUUAAUGACUCCAACCUAAGUGUAUGUAAACUUCCGACUUCAACUGUACACUUUCAUUUUUUUUGUUUUCUUCUGUUUACUGGUCCCCCUUGGGAAUCGAGCCCACAACCCUGGCGUUGCAAGCGACAUGCUCUACCAACUGAGCCACACGGGACCGAUAGAUACAGUGUCAACGUGUUAGAUUAUGGUCUGUUUACUCAUAUGGCUACUAGCUAGUGUUGAAAAUGCUGCUCUUAAAAUCUAAUCAAGACAGAUUAAAAAACUUCCUUUGACUGUAAUUCUAAUCUUAGAUCAUGAAUAAUGACUCGCUUGUUAGAGGCCCCUGACCUACACCAGAGUGUCCGGAUUUAAAUUGGGAACACAAACAUGCCUGAAAUCCUCUGACAGUUAUUCAUUAGUCCUAUUCAAACUCUUAACCCCAAGGUCAAUGAGCAGACACCAUGUAAUGAUGUCAUCCUCACUUAGUCUUUGUUUCCUUCCGCAGCCUUCACGCUACUUCUACUGUAUAGAUGUUAACAUGUUACGAGUGGUUACAGAGAGCCAAAGAAGGAUCAUGUUUAGGGGGAUAGAAAUCAGUGUAACUGUUUUUAAUCGUUCUAACUUCUAGUUCCUACAACCCUUGGCAUCUGAUGAUUCUUAAAUGGAUAGUUCAACAAAAGCACAUGUUUAUACAACAUCUAAAUAUGUCAUUUCGCUAAACAAUCCCUUUAAGUUAUACCAUGGCUGUUUUCUAUUUAAAUACACAAACUGGGCCUAUAUAAGUAGAUUUGAACGCUGCUGAUUUCUGAUUUGUAAACCGGAUUACCUGUUGGCUUGACUUCCCCUUCUCAUUUUUGUCCCUUAAUCCUCUUUUUAAUUAUUAUUGCAGAUAUGAGGUAUGAGGCUCAAACUAAGCUCAAAAUGCUUGUUUUCCUAGCUGCUGAUAAAAAGAUUUACCCUGGGAGUUGUGAACACCUGCCUUGAAAUAUUGUUCCACGUCUCCUGAAUGCCAUUUGGCUUAAUUGACUUGGAAACGUCCCAAAUGCGUCAUUGACGAUGUGGUCUAAUUAAUAUUAAUAAUAUGCUAUUAUAAACAUCAAAGAACAUCUGGUGCCCCUAUUUUGUCUCUCCCCAGCAGUCUUGGGUGUGAAUAUCCCUCUCAGGCGGUUUCAUCUUAAAGCAAAACGCCUAGGUUUAGUCAUUUAGGUGCUUUAGUUUAUACUGCACGCAGACUGUUACAAUAUAACAAUUAUGCGUGUGUGUAUGUGUGUGUGUGUGUGUGUGUGUGUGUGUGUGUGUGUGUGUGUGUGUGUGUAUAUGCGCACACUCAUGUGUGUGUGUGUGUGUGUUUACAUGGGUGGUGAACAGAUUGAAUAAAGAGUGUAUUUCCAUAUGAAAUUAAUCACUUUCCCUACCAGCUGUAUGCUUUGCCACAGCACAUUAUUAGACUUUUUCUUUUGCAUUUCUAAUCACAGGUUGGAUAACUCAUAUGCAUCUCUUCAUUAUCUGAUCCUCUGUGUUAGGUGAGAGAAGCAGGGCCCUGUAAUGAUAGUUUGGUUGAUAAAUCUAAGCACUAAAAUUACUCAUAAUGUGGGUCUAGUCAGUGUAAGUAAAUCUAAAACUGAUUAAGUUAGCAUGAACCAGGCAAUCACAAAGAUGGCACCCGUCCAAAGACAGAAGAUGAGUCGGGUCUUGAGUCUUUGUGUUGUUUCGCUGCUCUGAGGGGUAUUGGCGAGCAAAUGUGUUUUUGAAAGAGACAGUGGCCAAAAUUAGGUCAGAUAUGUCUGUUUCUUUCAGACCUGCAGGUAGUUUCAUGGUAACGUAAGGCACAGAUUAAUUAAGAUAAACAGCGUGUCUAUGCCUGCAUUUACACAGGCAGACCAAUUAUAAUAUUUUUCCACUAAUUGGUCUUUUGACCAAUCACAUCAGAUCUUUUCACAUCAGCUCUUUUUCAGGUGCUGAUCUGAUUGGUCAAAAGACCAAUUAGUGAAAAAAAUAUCAGAAUUGGGCUGCCUGUGUAAACACAGCCUAACUGUCUGAAAUACUGCCAUUAAGCAGGAGUUUUUUUGUGACUAAAGGCAAUGGGUGUGGUGUUUCUGAGGAGGCUUCUUCCCACUCACUGUCCUGUCUGAACACAUGCACACACACACACACACACACACACACACACACACACACACACACACACACACACACACACACACACACACACACACACACACACACACACACACACACACACACACACACACACACACACACACUAAUUAUUGUUGACUGUGUUGUUCAAGCUCAUUUAUAUGUGACUCCAGAUGUGAUUUCUACCUCAAUAUGGCUGCGUUUAGAGAGCCAGCCCAAUUCUGAUCUUUUUUUCACUAUUUGAUAUUUUGACCAAUCAGAUCAGCUCUGAAGAAGGUCUGAUGUGAAAAGAUCUGAUGUGAUUGGUCAAAAGACCAAUUAGUGUUAGAAAUAUCAGAAUUGGGCUGCCUGUCUAAAUGUAGCCUAUUAGUGUGGUGUUUUAUGAUCUGCUCCAUUCAAUGUAUUUAUUCUCCUCUAGGUAUAUUAAGUAGUUUAAAAUCCCAAUAUUUAAACAAAGGCAAUUUUUUAAUCUAAUUUAUCUCAUUAAAUGACGGAUGGCGGUGAUAUUAAAGUUGGAGACAGCAUACAAACAACUGCAGAUCAUUAGAUUGAGCGAUUUACCUCAGGGAGAAUUACCUCAGGGUCAGAUCUGAUCUGAAGGUGUUAUGAAAUUGAUUUUUCAGCCAAGGGGAAUGAAUCACUGUUGUAAGUCAGAUAUUAAUCCAUUAAAGAAGAACAAUAAGGCAUCAAUAUGCACAAAAUUAAAUGAACGGCGCUGGAACUUUAUCUCGCCAUCCCAGAUGCCACAUAACUAAAAGACACAGUAUAAUGUAUGACCUGACCUUCAAAUGCCAGGAGAGUGUUGGACAAUAAACUGCCAAUAUUUGUGGCUUAAUAGCGGCAGAUGACUUUUACAGUAAUUGGAAUGGCACCGAAACAGCUGGGUUGCUUAAAGAAGGUGGAAUGCAACGGGUGUGUCUCAAAUGGCACCCUAUACCCUAUAUAGAACACUACUUUUGACCAGAGCCCUGGGUCAAUAUGGUGUCAUUUGGGACACAACCAAGGGUCUCUCAGACAAGUGCUAACUCAAAAUGGUGGCAGUGUAUGUAACCCUAUAGGCAAGGCUGUUAUAACACAGCUCAACCUAACAUGACGCCUGGAGAGAAGUGUUCAUGUAUGCAGUGUCCAUAUUAGGACAGUUACACAUCCAACUCCAAAUGACUUUGACAGAUGUUUCAUGGACAUGUGACUUUGGCCUAAUAUGGACACCGUACAGGUGAGAAGUCAAUCCAACUUGCUCACCAAGUUUAUGGGGAUAAGCCAAUAAUAUAAUUGUAUUUGCUGCUAACGUCUUUGAGUAUAUUCCUUGCGGAUGGUGCUCUACACUCCAUGCUGUGCGAUGAUGUAUCGCUUGGGCUGAAAGCUGAUUACAAGCCUGAUUUACUGCGGAGCAUGACUUAAAUCAUUCAACUCAGCAUUGUGUGGCACUGCACACAUUAUUCAUGUUUAGAAAUGGCAGCCAUAUGUACACACACAUUUCCCAAGUUCUCAGGGAUGAUCCAAUCGCUCAGGUUCUUUAGGUUGGUUCUCAGUAUGCCAAUGAUUUAGUCGUACAAGUCACACAAUUGUUUCUGAAUUAUAACAUAUACCUACAACUAUCCAGAGAAACUUACAUGUGAAAUACUGGUAUGGAGAUGUCUGAUUCAGGCUGCGCUGUUGUUCUGUCUUGUGGCUCUAACAGGUAAGGAGAAGUCCUACAGCUGUCUCUCCAGUGACUACACCAGCGCACAGUCAGCCUCUCUCAGUUACCAUCUGGAGGGCUUCCACCCCAACCAACACCCCAAGUGGAACCAGGACACCAGGGACAACAGAGCCACCUCAACCCCACAGACCCCAAGCCCCAAGGACCGGAACCCUACUUCUGCCCUCUACAGUGGGGUGGAAGGCACUGAUGAGAACCGGAGAAACACAGGUACACUGCAAAUGGACAGGCCUCCCAACCUGCCCAACUCUUCCAACCUGAAUCUACACCGGGCCUAUGGAGGACCUCCAGCUAUUGAGGACAACAAUGUGAACCCACAGGGUCUUCAUCAAUCCAUACAGACCUUCAUCAAUGGCCUGACGUCCAGCAUUCUGAGAGGGGGUAGAAAGAGGAGAGCAAGGGGAGGGAGGGUCAGCCCUCCGGGGGGAGGACAGGGGAGCUCUGAGGGGGAGGAUGGUGUUGGAGUCAGGGGGAGUGACUGGGACAGUGAGGGGGAGGACAGUGUUGGAGUCAGGUGGAGUGACUGGGACAGUGAGAGGGAGGCAGGUGCUGGUGGCUCUGCAGUCACACCCAGGACCAGGAAGUCCCAGUAUGAACCUCUGGAUUUGUCUCUAAGGCCAGACUGGAUGCUGUUGUCUCAGCCUGGUUUAAGGGGAUUGACUGGGUUAUUCCAGCAGCACAGCAGUGUGUGUAAUGACUCCCUCUCCUCCAAUAGCAAUGGGCUGCAGGCACCCACUGGACAACACACAGCCCAGUCUGACACUGAUAGUGACCUGGAGAAGCCUAUAGAGCAGGAGGACCCACACACCUAUGACUCCUCAGCUCACAAUGGGGAUUGUACACUGGAGAGACCUGUGUUCAACAAAGAGAGGGAAGAAAUGGCACUCAACAAGUGGAGGAUGAUGAAGAGUAGCAGCAACGAAGCAGGGCUGAGUGAGGAGAUGACAGAGAUGAUGGUUGGCGGUUCCCAGGGGCCCAGUGAGGCCCCUCAGUGUACCCAGGAGAAGCAGGGCCAGUGGGGCAGGUCAGUCAUCCAGCCUCUCCUCUCUCCUCUGGAGCUGUUGAAGCCAGGGCAGACUCCUCACCACUACCUCCAUCACCACAGGAACCUCUCAAUCCUCCGGUCCUCCAGUGGCCAGAAUCACACGCUCCUCAAUGGCCAUGCAGCUAGCUUGAAUGGUGGAGGGGGAGGGCCCAUGGAGAGAGCAGAUACUUCAAGUGAGUGUCCUUUUCUCUGCCCCAUGAAUGAUGUCAACUGUACCUUUGGUUCCUAACUCUUUCCCACAUUAUAUGAGAGUACAAUGCCAUCUAGUGGACAAGUAGUGAUCCUGCCUCCUUAUAUCAUCCUUUCCUAUACUAUCCUAUCCUAUAUGUUUGGAUCUUUAGUACACUCUCUUUCACUAGAUAGAUAGGCUUACCUCAGCAGACAAUUUGUCAGAGGAAAUUGAUGAACUCUAGUUAGUUUGAACACUUGUGAUUGUGAAUCUCAGAAGAACUAAAACAAGGGUACUGGAGUCACGGGUGUGUGGCACUGAUUACAUCCCCACGAUACAAUUUCACCAUCUGAUAGGUAACAAAUCACCCUGGCAAUGGGACCCAUUUGAUGGAGAGGCUUAAAUCUUGUGUGAUACGCCUGCAGAGAGCAAUAUUUAAUUACCUGGCUCUCUAGAGAGUUCUUUCAGACAGCUGGGAUCCUUUGAUAUGAUAUGCAUGUAUUAUGAGUGCAACUUGAUACCCCGUCAUUCUGAUCUAUCUGAUGCAGAAACACAAUAUGAAACACAAUAUGCUCGUAUGAAAGACAUUAAAGUGCAUGUCAACUCUGUUUGGACACAACAUCUGUUCUGCUCAUUGAUGGUUCCUGUUGGUAAAAGUGUAGGCUACAGUAUGUCGGAAUAAUUGUUAGAUAUACUAGAUGCAUAUUACAACUUCCUGAAUUGACGUUCAUUUCUGCACUCAUCUCAACUCUUCAGGUCAUUGCAUAUCCAGGGUUUACACAUUUUUUAACUUACCUUUGGUCACUUUCCUGAAAAGGUGUUUAUUUUACAAUAAUUGUACAAUAAUUUAUAAUAAGUUACAUCGCUAGUAUAGUUUGGUAUUGAAAUUAUAAAAGAGGAUAACUAAGUAAACCCAUUGUAAAUGCCCCCCAUUACCACACUCUAAAGUAGAGUCUAUCAUUAGCUAAGCUGGAAAGGCAUCAGUCAAAGUUGACAUAAUUGACAUUGAGCCUAGCGACUGCCCUCUAACUACAAACAACAAGCAGGUGGUCAGUCAGUUAUUCUCAUCACACCAACUGCUUCUGCCUGCCCUGUUUUCAAUAUUGGCCAGGUGGCAUUGUCAAGAACCUGCCUCCUGUCCAUAUGUCCCCAUACUGUACUUCUAGGUCUAGUCACUCAGUGACAUAUUGCCGGGCACAGUGGACAUGGAGUGAUGUGUGAUGUGUGUGCAAUGACAGUUCAGGUUGGACACAGUGUGCCAAAGGUGGUAAUUGGCCAGAUGGUGACCCCUGGAUGAACCUGUCUGCAUGCUCAUUAGUUUUGUAUUGAGCCCUCCCUCAUUGUUAAUGUCCUGCAACUGCAUCUCCCAAUCACAGCCACUAGAUGGUGACAUAAUCCACUUAUUUUUCCUUCACAUUGAAAAAAAAACAAUAAAACCAUGCGAAACCCUGAGAAUAUGAGUAGAUCGAUACAGAACGAAUGAUCUAAGAAUGAAUGAAAGAAAGUGAAAGAAAAUACCUGAUUUGAAAAGGAGAAGAGAGAAAGAGCGAGAGAGAGAGAGAGAGAGAGGGAGAGAGAGAGACAAUAGAUGGAGAUAGAUGGAGCGACAGAGGAUGUCGUUUGAGGGCAGAGAAAGGGCAGGCCGAGCAGGCUGCCAUGUGCCUGGGUCUCCCCAUAGAGAUAAUGAAGGGUGGAGUGCUGGGAAGGAUAUGCAGUCAUCACUCACUGUCUCUGUGCCAUCAGAGCUCAGCGCUGUGUCAUCCGUCACCAUUCAGCUCCUCCCCUACAGCCCCGCCACUGUCAUCAUGGUUAUUAUCUCUGCCUGAAACACACACACACACACACAUUCAUUUGUGCGCGCACAUUAACACACACACACACCAUGUGUGUGAUAUACCUACACACAGAGAUGUGCACACGCACGCACACUCCCUCCCAUUCCCACAUCCUUUCUUGUUUCCUGGUAAAUGUGUGUGUGAGCUGGUCUGGUGUCAGGCUGGUGUUUAGCCUAUGAAUGGGUGAUCAUGUGUUGGUGAGAUGGAUGGCUCUGGGCCCAGGCCUGUCUCCUCUAAUUGUAAAAUAUUAGUUAGAUUAGACUGUGGCCUGUGAUUAAUGGAACUUAUUUGGAGGUUGCCCUCUCCUGGACCUCCCCUCUCCUCCAUUGGGAGGGAGAUACCAGGAAGAAAGAAUGUACGAGACAGGAAGAGGAGAGAGAAAGAGGGGAGAGAUAGGGCAAGCACUAUACACUUGCUUAAUAUUAUAUUAUUUGCUGAUGUUGCUUAAUUUGUAACACGUUAAAAAGAUAGCUUACAUUUUGUAAUGGCUCUAAGAAGAAAGGAGAUUUGGUAAGAUAUAUUAUGAGUAAUUCCCUUUUCUUGAAACAAAAUUCCCUUUUCUUAACCAAAAGUACUGCCCUGACCUGUUCCAAAAUAUCUUAUCCUGCAUUUAGCGAUUUAUUACAUCCCUGAUUCUCCAAGUCAGGGUUUAAACAUUUUUGUUUUCUUCUUACAAUACAAUAGGCAAAGCCUUUAAUUUGCAGACAAUACUAUGGCUGACCCUGUACAACAACACAUCUCACUGCACCUAUCCGGUGAAUGUGACAAUAAAAUAUAUACAGUACCAGUCAAAAGUUUGGACACACCUACUCAUUCAAGGGAUUUUCUUUAUUUUUACUAUUUUCUACAUGGUUGAAUAAUAGUGAAGACAUCAAAACUAUGAAAUAACACAUGGAAUCAUGUAGUAACCAAAAAAGUGUUAAACAAAUCAAAAUAUAUGUUAUAUUUGAAAUUCUUCAAAGUAGCCACCCUUUGCCUUGAUGACAGCUUUGCACACUCUUGGCAUUCUCUCAACCAGCUUCAUGAGGAAUGCUUUUCCAACGGUCUUGAAGGAGUUCCCACAUAUGCUGAGCACUUGUUGUCUGCUUUUCCUUCACUCUGCGGUCCAACUCAUCCCAAACCAUCUCAAUUGGGUUGAGGUCGGGUGAUUGUGGAGGCCAGGUCAUCUGAUGCAGCACUCCAUCACUCUCCUUGGUCAAAUAGCCCUACACAGACUGGAGGUGUGUUUUGGGUCAUUGUCCUGUUGAAAAACAAAUGAUAGUCCCACUAAGUGCAAACCAGAUGGGAUGGCGUAUUGCUGCAGAAUGCUGUGGUAGCCAUGCUGGUUAAGUGUGCCUUCAAUUCUAAAUAAAUCACAGACAGUGUCAUCAGCAAAGCACCACCACACCAUCACACCUCCUCCUCCAUGCUUCACGGUGGGAACCACACAUGCAGAGAUCAUCCGUUCACCUACUCUGCGUUGCACAAAGACACGGUGGUUGGAACCAGAAAUCUCACAUUUGGAGUCAUCAGACCAAAGGACAUAUUUCCACCGGUCUAAUGUCAUUUACUCGUGUUUCUUGGCCCAAGCAAGUCUCUUCUUCUAAUUGGUGACCUUUAGUCAUGAAGGCCUGAUUCACGCAGUCUCCUCUGAACAGUUGAUGUUGAGAUGUGUCUGUUACUUGAACUCUGUGAAGCAUUUAUUUGGGCUGCAAUCGGAGGUGCAGUUAACUCUAAUGAACUUAUCCUCUGCAGCAGAGGUAACUCUGGGUCUUCCUUUCCUGUGGCAGUCCUCAUGAGAGCCAGUUUCAUCAUAGCGCUUGAUGGUUUUUGCGACUGCACUUGAAGAAACUUUCAAAGUUCUUGACAUUUUCCAAAUUGACUGACCUUCAUGUCUUAAAGUAAUGAUGGACUGUCAUUUCUCUUUGCAUAUUUGAGCUGUUCUUGCCAUAAUAUGAACUUGGUAUUUUACCAAAUAGGGCUAUCUUCUGUAUACCCCCCAUACCUUGUCACAACACAACUGAUUGGCUCAAACGCAUUAAGAAGGAAAGAAAUUCCACAAAUUAACUUUUAACAAGUCACACCUGUUAAUUGAAAUGUAUUCCAGGUGACUACCUCAGGAAGCUGGUUGAGAGAAUGCCAAGAGUGUGCACAGCUGUCAUCAAGGCAAAGAGUGGCUACUUUGAAGAAUCUCAAAUAUAAAAAAUAUAUAUUGAUUUGUUUAACACUUUGUUGGUUACUACAUGAUUCCAUAUGUGUUAUUUCAUAGUUUUGAUAUCUUCACUGUUAUUCUACACUGUAGUAAAUAGUAAAAAUAAAGAAAAACCCUUGAAUUAGUAAGUCUGUCCAAACUUUUGACUGGUAGUGCAUUUGGAAAGUAUUCAGACCCCUUCUCUUUUCCCACAUGUUGUUACGGUACAGCCUUAUUCUAAAAUGGAUAAAAUAAUUUUUUCCCCUCAUCAAUCUACACACAAUAGUCCAUAAUGACAAAGUGAAAAACAGGUUUUUAGACAAUUUUGCCAAUUUAAGACCCUUUGAUAUGACACUUGAAAUUGAGCUCAGGUGCUUCCUGUUUCCAUUGAUCAUCCUUGAGAUGUUUCUACAACUUGAUUGUAGUCCACCUGUGGUAAAUUCAGAUGAUUGGACAUGAUUUGGAAAGGCACGCACCUGUCUAUAUAAGGUCCUACAGUUGACAGUGCAUGUCAGAGCAGAAACCAAGUCAUGAGGUCGAAGGAAUUGUCCUUAGAGCUCCGAGACAGGAUUGUGUCGAGGCACAGAUCUGGGGAAGGGUACCAAAAAAAUUCUGCUGCAUUGAAGGUCCCCAUCUUUCUUAAAUGAAAGACGUUUGGACCCACCUAGACUCUUCCUAAAAUUGGCCGCUCAGCCAAACUGAGCAAUCGGGGGAGAAGGACCUUGGUCAGGGAGAUGACCAAGAACCCAAUGGUCACUCUGACAGAGCUCCAGAGUUCCUCUGUGGAGAUGGGAGAACCUUCCAGAAGGACAACCAUCUCUGCAGCACUCCACCAAUCAGGCCUUUAUGGUAGAGUGGCCAGAUGGAAGCCACUCCUCAGUAAAAGGCACAUGACAGCCCGCUUGUACUUUGCCAAAAGGCACCUAAAGGACUCAGACCAUGAGAAACAAGAUUAUCUGGUCUGAUGAAACCAAGAUUGAACUCUUUGGCCUGAAUUCCAAGCCUCACGUCUGGAGGACACCUGGCACCAUCCAUACGGUGAAGCAUGGUGGUGGUAGCAUCAGUACAGAGAGAUCCUUGAUGAAAACCUGUUCCAGAGCGCUCAGGACUGCAGACUGGGGGCGAAGGUUCCCUUUCCAACAGGACAACCACCCUAAGCACACAGCCAAGACAAGGCAGGAGUGGCUUCGGGACAGUCUCUGAAUGACCUUGAGUGGCCCAGCCAGAGCCUGGACUUGAACCUGAUCGAACAUCUCUGGAAAGACCUGAAAAUAGCUGUGCAGCGACUCUCCCCAUCCAACCUGACAGAGCUUGAGAGGAUCUACAGAGAAGAAUGGGAGAAACUCCCCAAAUAUAGGUGUGCCAAUCUUGUAGCGUCAUACCCAAGAAUACUAGAGGCUGUAAUUGCUGCCAACGGUGCUUCAACAAAGUACUGAGUAAAGGAUCUGAAUACUUAUGUAAAUUUGACAUUUCAGUUUUUUGUUUUUAAUACAUUUGUGAAAAUUUGUAAAAACCUAUUUUUGCUUUGUCAUUAUGGGGUAUUGUGUGUAGCUUGAUGAGGAAAAAACAAACAUUUAAUCCAUUUUAGAAUAAGGCUGUAACGUAACAAAAUGUGAAAAAAGUAAAGUGGUCUGAAUACUUUCUGAAUGCACUGUAAUAUAUACAUAUAUAGUCAUUUAUAUCUUAGCUCCCAGAGCGUCAGUAAGACAGGUCAGUGAUAUUCAGACAGACAGCUCAGUGAUAUUGAGACAGAUAGACAGGUCAGUGAUAUUCAGACAGACAGCUCAGUGAUAUUGAGACAGAUAGACAGGUCAGUGAUAGACAAACAGACAGGUCAGUGAUAUUCAGACAGAUAGACAGGUCAGUGUAUUUCAGAAAGAUAGACAGGUCAGUGAUAGACAGACAUGUCAGUGAUAAUCAGACAGAUAGACAGGUCAGUGAUUUUCAGACAGACAUGUCAGUGAUAUUCAGACAGAUAGACAGGUCAGUGAUAGACAGACAUACAGGUCAGUGAUAGACAGACAGGUCAGUGAUAUUCAGACAGAUAGACAGGUCAGUGAUAUUCAGACAGAUAAACUGGUCAGUGAUAUUCAGAUAGACAGGUCAGUGUAUUUCAGACAGAUAGGCAGGUCAGUGAUAGACAGACAGACAGGUCUGUGAUAGACAGACAGAGAAGUCAGUGAUAUUCAGACAGACAGGUCAGUGAUAUUCCGACAGAUAGGUCAGUGAUAUUCAGACAGACAGGUCAGUGAUAUUCAGACAGACAUGUCAGUGAUAUUCAGAUAGACAGGUCAAUGAUAUUCAGACAGACAGGUCAGUGAUCUUCAGACAGACAGGUCAAUGAUAUUCAGACAGACAGGUCAGUGAUCUUCAGACAGACAGGUCAGUGAUAUUCAGACAGACAGGUCAGUGAUGUUCAGACAGGUCAGUGAUAUUCAGAUAGACAGGUCAGUGAUUUUUCAGACAGACAGGUCAGUGAUAUUCAGACAUGUUGCAUAUCAGACAGACAGGUCAGAGAUCUUCAGACAGACAGGUCAGUGAUAUUCAGAUAGACAGGUCAAUGAUAUUCAGACAGACAGGCCAGUGAUCUUCAGACAGACAGGUCAGUGAUCUUCAGACAGACAGGUCAGUGAUAUUCAGACACGUUGCAUAUCAGACAGACAGGUCAGUGAUCUUCAGACAGACAGGUCAGUGAUAGACAAACAGACAGGUCAGUGAUAUUCAGACAUAUAGACAGGUCAGUGCAUUUCAGAAAGAGAGACAGGUCAGUGAUAGACAGACAGGUCAGUGAUAAUCAGACAGAUAAACAGGUCAGCGAUAUUCAGACAGACAUGUCAGGGAUAUUCAGACAGAUAGACAGGUCAGUGAUAGACAGACAUACAGGUCAGUGAUAGACAGACAGGCCAGUGAUAUUCAGACAGACAGGUCAGUGAUGUUCAGACAGACAGGUCAGUGAUAUUCAGACAGACAGGUCAGUGAUUCUUCAGACAGACAGGUCAGUGAUAUUCAGACACGUUGCAUAUCAGACAGACAGGUCAGUGAUCUUCAGACAGACAGGUCAGUGAUAUUCAGACACGUUGCAUAUCAGACAGACAGGUCAGUGAUCUUCAGACAGACAGGUCAGUGAUCUUCAGACAGACAGGUCAGUGAUCUUCAGACAAACAGGUCAGUGAUAUUCAGACAGACAGGUCAGUGAUAUUCCGACAGACAGGUCAGUGAUAUUCCGACAGAUAGGUCAGUGAUAUUCAGACAGACAGGUCAGUGAUAUUCAGACAGACAGGUCAGUGAUUUUUCAGACAGACAGGUCAGUGAUAUUCAGACACGUUGCAUAUCAGACAGACAGGUCAGUGAUCUUCAGACAGACAGGUCAGUGAUAUUCAGACACGUUGCAUAUCAGACAGACAGGUCAGUGAUCUUCAGACAGACAGGUCAGUGAUAUUCAGACAGACAGGUCAGUGAUAUUCAGAGGGCACACAUAUGUGUCACUCUGUCUCAUUUCCUGUACUGCUGGUUACUAUUCACCAAUAGAUGGAGCAUUACCUUUUAUUGCCCAACACCUGUGGGCUUUUUACAUUUUUUCAGCAAAAUUACUUUUGAUGUAGAUGUUAAAGAAAGCUUUACAUUUCAUACAGAAGGAGGAGGAAGAGGAGGAGGAAGAGAGAGGUUAAAAGGUUGUGGCAGCGUGUUUUUUGAGGUCAUAUGACAUCAUCCCCUAACGGUUUACUGUAAUCAUGAAUCAUAGAAGAAGCCAUGGAGUUAUUCGAAGAAAGAAAGCAUGGAGAUUAGUUGUGCUUUAACCGGGCCUUUAAUAGCAUAAGACAACAUCUUGACAUACACCUUAUUCGCAUGGGACUAGUAUUUCUAUAGAACGUCGGUUAUGUAAUUAUUACCCCAGCAUGUCCAUUGUUCCAGGGGACGAUUCGGAGGGGAUUAGUUUUACCAAACUGCCCCUGUAAUAUUUUUUUUUCCUCAUUCAAAAUUGACCGUUAUGACAGAAGCUUGGAGGCUGAAGUUGAUAUGUGACAAAACAGUUAAUUAAUCUGUAGGCUACGUUUAUAGCACUUUGUUUUAAGCAUCCAUUUGUUCCCAAGUUCUUACCCAAACUGGGUGCAGCACCUGUUCAACUCUGUAAUAUCCCUCAAAACACAGGGAUGACGAUUCGCACUGGAUAAGUAUUAGCAGAUGACGAAAAACUGUAGGUUUUUAAGGGUGAGAUAAUAACCUUCCUGCCAAGCGAAAAUGACUGACAUGGCAUAUUCGGACGGACUAAAAUGACAGAUGUGGUGAUUUGUGCUCGUGCACAUAAUUACAUUACCUGAGCUCCCCCAGUAAAACCUAUCCCGUCCGAAUAGGGCUAUAGUGUGUGUGUAAAAGUAAAAACAGAGUAUAACCCAGCACAAAUUAGUCAAAUUAUUAGUCAAGUGAUGGGAGAGAGAGAGAGAGCGAGAGAGAGAUGGAGAGAGAGAUGGAGGGAGGCCUGUGCUCAGUGUAGCCAGCUGCAGACGUCUCUCAUUCCUCAGCCCAACACUCAUCACCACCAUGAGCCCAGGGUGUGUAUGAGUGCGUGUGUGUGUGUGUGUGUGUAUGUGUGUGUGUGUGUGUGUGCAUGCGUGUUUCUGUUGUUUUUUGUGUGCAUAAAAUGAGAAGGGAAGGACUUCCAAAUCACUAAUGACAGUAGUAUGUACCAUGUAGUACUAGUCAGAGGUGGAAUUAGAUGGGGAAUGCAUGGGGUUGGAGUUCCCAAAGUGAAACCAGAGUAAUCUUCUCCAUAAUUCCACCGCUGGUAUUAUUAUCAUUUAGUCCACGAUAUUUUAUGAUUACCACUAGAGAGUUGGCACUAGAGAGUUGGCACUAGAGAGUUGGCACUAGAGUGUUGGCACUAGAGAGUUGGCAGUAUUAAACACAAUGAAGUAUAAUCAGUAGGGAGGGCUGGGAGGUUGAUUUGUCUAAAGCAAUGCUUUCCUCUCUGCCAGGGGGGAAGCCUUUCCAGUGCAGGUACUGCCCCUACAGCGCCACCCAGAAGGGGAACCUGAAGACUCAUGUCCUGUGUGUCCACCGCAGGCCCUUCGACAGCAGCCUGUACCCAGACAGACGCCUCAGACGGCCCCGUGCCAACACCUCUGUGACCCCCUACACCUUCCAGGUUGGCUCUGCUAGCUCCUCCUACCUGCCCCACAGCAUCAUGGGCCUGGGAGAGGCCCCUAGGCCUACACCCACUGGGAGAGAUAUCAUCAUGACAUCAUUGUGUGGGACUUAA